AUGCACAUACAACCCUUGCUUGGUACACAGCUGUUCUCAGUACCCUGUGAGUAUUUGUACAUUGAGCUAAGACAAACCCGAAAGUUUUUAGAACAGGGUGUUGAGGUUAAAGAGAAGGAUGAAACAGGUGCCUAUUUAAUAGACAGAGACCCGACCUACUUCGGGCCAGUGCUGAACUAUCUCAGACAUGGGAAACUGGUUAUUAACAAGGACUUAGCUGAGGAAGGUGUACUGGAAGAGGCUGAAUUCUACAAUAUCACAUCACUAAUAAAACUGGUAAAGGACAAAAUAAGAGAGAGAGACAGCAAAAUCUCGCAGGUGCCAGUCAAACAUGUGUACAGGGUGCUGCAGUGCCAGGAAGAGGAACUCACUCAAAUGGUUUCCACAAUGUCCGAUGGCUGGAAAUUUGAACAGCUGGUCAGUAUUGGUUCAUCCUAUAACUAUGGCAAUGAAGAUCAGGCUGAAUUUCUGUGUGUUGUCUCAAAGGAAUUGCAUAACACUCCCUAUGGCACAACCAGUGAACCCAGUGAAAAAGCAAAGAGUUUAAAAGUCAACUUUGGAUCUGGUGCAUCUGGACAAAAACCAGAACAGAAACAUGAAAAGAAAGAAAAUUCUGAACACAGCAGAUCUGCAUCAGGGUUGGAACAGUCCCCAGUAUCAGUAGAAAAACUGGUGGAAGAACAAAUUGAGAGCAGCGCUGCAGAGGAGGACUUUGGGAUACUGGUGGGUGAAAAAAUGGACACGAGCCAGCAACGUACGCUUGCAGCCCAGAAAGCCAAUUAUUCAGGGCUGCACGAAAAGAAGCGUGGCCAGCUGGUCGAGGGAGGAGAUUCUCCCUCUCUACUCUGCUCUG
Leptosomus discolor (cuckoo roller) is the source of this 853-nucleotide messenger RNA. NCBI's taxonomy places the organism in Eukaryota, Metazoa, Chordata, Aves, Leptosomiformes, Leptosomidae. The record is from RefSeq and is a predicted model, not a curated record.